GCACACGGCCUCCAGCACUGACCAGCGGACAACAUGGCUUGCAAGGUGAUAGUUUUCGUGGCAGCUCUGUCGCUGGCCCACGCCGGCUACCUGGGCGCCCCUGCAGUCCUAGCCCCCGCCGCCCCUAUCGCUAGGGCCUACGCCCCCGCUAUCGCCGCCGCCCCCAUCGCAAGGGCAUAUGCUCCAGCUAUCGCUGCCGCCCCUAUCGCCAGAGCUUAUGCUCCAGCCAUCGCAGCCGCCCCCGCAAUCCGCGCCGCCCCCGUGGCCGUGGCCGCCGCCGCCCCCGCCGCCGUCGCUGCCGAGUACGACCCGCACCCCGAGUACAGCUUCGCCUACAACGUGCAGGACGCGCUGACGGGCGACUCCAAGAGCCAGCACGAGAGCCGCAGCGGUGACGUCGUCCAGGGCAGCUACAGCCUGGCCGAGCCCGACGGCUCCAUCCGCACCGUCGACUACACCGCCGACCCCGUCAACGGCUUCAACGCCGUCGUGCACAAGGAGGCCGGCGCCCACCCCGCCGUUGCCGCCGCCCCCGCCCGUGUGGCCGUCGCCGCCCCCGCCAUCGCCGCCGCCCCAGCGCUGGCGUACGGUGCCGGCCUCGGCUACGGUUACGCUAGAGCAGCCUACGCUGCCCCCGCCAUUGCCGCCGCCCCCAUUGCUAGGGCAGCCUACGCUGCCCCCGCCAUCGCUGCUGCCCCUAUCGCCAGGGCUGCCUAUGCCGCCCCCAUCGCUAGGGCGGCCAUUGCUGGACCCGCUCUGGCAUAUGGAGGAUACGGAUACGGUGGUUUGGGAUAUGGCAAGGCUAUUCUUGGGAGAGUAAAUCCACCGCCAUCACAUGUUUCAUGUUGUACAACUGUUUUAGUAGCUUAUUUUAUUCAUUCUCCUAAACCCCAGUACGCGCAACACAGUGAACGAUUCAGUGUGUGGGACCGCAAUAACACUACCGGCUCCUACACGCAGACGGGAAAUGUCUCAUUCCACUGCGCAUGUUCCACGUACCGGCAGUGUAUUUGUAAGGUGAUAAUUUUCGUGGCAGCUCUGUCGCUGGCCCAUGCCGGUUACCUGGGCGCACCUGCAGUCCUCGCCCCCUCCGCCCCCAUCGCUAGGGCCUACGCCCCCGCUAUCGCCGCCGCCCCCAUCGCAAGGGCAUAUGCCCCAGCCAUUGCUGCCGCACCUAUCGCCAGAGCUUACGCCCCAACGAUCGCAGCCGCCCCCGCCAUUCGUGCCGCCCCCGUGGCCGUGGCCGCCGCCGCCCCCGCCGCCGUCGCUGCCGAGUACGACCCGCACCCCGAGUACAGCUUCGCCUACAACGUCCAGGACGCGCUGACGGGCGACUCCAAGAGCCAGCACGAGAGCCGCAGCGGUGACGUCGUCCAGGGCAGCUACAGCCUGGCCGAGCCCGACGGCUCCAUCCGCACCGUCGACUACACUGCCGACCCCGUGAACGGCUUCAACGCCGUCGUGCACAAGGAGGCCGGCGCCCACCCUGCCGUUGCCGCCGCCCCCGCCCGUGUGGCCGUCGCCGCCCCCGCCAUCGCCGCGGCCCCGGCGAUCGCUGCCGCCCCCGCCAUCGCCGCCGCCCCAGCGCUGGCGUACGGUGCCGGCCUCGGCUACGGUUAUGCUAGAGCAGCCUACGCCGCCCCAGCCAUUGCCGCCGCCCCCAUUGCUAGGGCAGCCUACGCCGCCCCCGCCAUCGCCGCUGCCCCCGUCGCCAGAGUCGCCUACGCUGCCCCCAUUGCUAGGACUGCCAUUGCUGGGCCCGCACUGGCGUAUGGAGGAUACGGAUAUGGCGGAUUGGGAUAUGGCAAGGCUAUUCUUGGUUAAACCCCUUUGUACAAACUAUUCAUUCCGUUUUCGUGAAUGUUUCUAUUAUCAUACACUUCCUGUGUUACAAACUCUUCUAUGUAAAUAAAUCGCUAUUCACCAUAA
Messenger RNA from Schistocerca cancellata (South American locust), 1929 nucleotides. Its product is annotated as ice-structuring glycoprotein-like. NCBI's taxonomy places the organism in Eukaryota, Metazoa, Arthropoda, Insecta, Orthoptera, Acrididae. The coding region runs from base 34 to 1824 and encodes 596 amino acids. The record is from RefSeq and is a predicted model, not a curated record. The transcript is spliced from 4 exons. Gene Ontology annotation, cellular component: extracellular matrix.